Messenger RNA from Kwoniella botswanensis, 438 nucleotides. RefSeq lists its product as uncharacterized. The coding region runs from base 1 to 438 and encodes 145 amino acids. The record is from RefSeq and is a predicted model, not a curated record. The transcript has 4 exons. Lineage: Eukaryota; Fungi; Basidiomycota; Tremellomycetes; Tremellales; Cryptococcaceae.
AUGACCGAUAAGAAUGGUGUACCGAAUUUUGGUGAAAAAUGCCUUCGUUGUUAUCUCAACAAGCAUUGUUGUUCACUCGCCAUAUCCCGACAAAGUAUCAGUCAAUGUCGGGUGACGGAGUCUAAAAGAAGAGAAGAGCUUCCUACCAACCAUCUCAUUCGACCUCAGAAAUACUUUUCAGAACAACUUGAUAAGCUCAAACCAGGUCAUCCAGAACAUCGACAAAUGGUGGAAUUAUCGAGAGAUCUAGAGAUGAUCCAACAGGAGUUGCACAGAUCGAAGCAACAGUCCGCACCCCGAGUGAGGUCUACCACCAUCCGGACAGAAGUGGUACCUAUCAAACAGAAGGAUGAGAUGAUCGAUCUCACGGAUGAUAGUUUAGAGAGUUCUGAUUCCGAGGGUGAUUGUGAGGAAAUAGUUGACCAGCUGAUGGUGUAG